GAACAAAUACGAAAAGUAAAACAGAGCGAAAAAAUAUCUAAAAAUUCCUGGAAAAUAUCGCAGAAUUUUAUGUAUUCGUUACAAGGACCUUAGGAAAGUCGCAAAGAUUAAUUCUCAGGUUUAAGAAACAAUUUCUUUUCGAGAUUUUUGCCUGUUUUUUCUUUAAACCUGGAUGUUGUCGUUGGGUCACGUCUUCAUCUGCACGAAUUUAGAGAUUUUUCUUCCAUUAUGUUGUUGUUGUUGUUGAAAUAUUCGCUAGAAUCAUGAAUGCUAUUAUUGCACUGUGUCAUUUCUGUGAAUACCAUGGUCCUACGGUGCUAUUUUGCACUCAGGCGUUUCACUGUGAGGAACACGAUCCUAUAGGAGCUGAUAAUCUUUCUUCCUCAGACUGUGGUUCUUGUGCUAAAAGGUGUUUUAGUCGUUCAAUAUCAACAAGUACAUCCGAGGGAGCAAGUAACAAUACGACACCCAAAUCAAGCCAGUGUGAGGCAUGUUACUCACUUGACUCCACUCAUUCUGGAUACAUUAGUAUUGACAAAGAAGCCCACAUCAGUUACUAUAGCAACCGUAACCCAGGGCAACAAGAGUUAUAUAGUAUUGUCAGACAGGCAUGUGUUCGAAGCUUGAGUUGUGAAGUUUGUCCAGGUCGUGAAGGACCAAUGUUCUUUGGUGAGGAAGCAACAGGAUAUGUCUUCACACAUACUUUCUUCUUGAAAGACAAGCAGUCCAGAGGGUUCCAGAGAUGGUAUAGCAUUAUUUGUGUGAUGAAAGAUAAAAUUUAUCUGAUAAAUUCUUGGCCAUUCCUCGUCAGCCAUUUUCGAGAAUUGAUAGAUGAACUGCAAGUUAAGUCGAAUAAAGUAUAUGAAUCAGAGCAGGCAGAAAGUGCUCAAAAAGGACAAGGAUUGCAAUCAGGUGGAACUUCAGGAUUUGUCCUUACUCCAGACCAGUUCCGUAGGCAGCGUGGUGGGCACAAAGUGUAUCGCUCCAUAUCAGAUCUCUUAAAGGAUAAGAAUCUUUUUGCAAUGUUGCAUCAAAGAUUUGCAUGGAUGCUGAAAGCUUGUGGUAAUCGCAUCUCAGAAAAACUGUUGGAAGGUCCACCAAAGGAAGAACUUCUUGCUGACGAUCAUGAGUCAGAAUUCACCUCAGAUUUAAGUGAACAUGAUGAAUCAAGUGAGCCUGUUCCUCUCUUUACAUCACUAAGACACAUGGUUAAGAUUCUUGGCACCAGACAGUUUCACAUGUUAGCAUAUCAUGUGAUUCAAGGCAAUCAACUUAUUGUCAGGGGUAGGGACAGGAAGACUGUUGCAUCAGCAUUGAAUGCUCUCAAGAUUCUCAUUCCUAGUGGCUGUUGUAAUUGCAUCCCAUACAGUACAGAGUACAAGGAUUCCUGGAGAUGUAAUUUUCUUGGUUUGGCCCCAAGUGUAGAGAUUCCUGUCCACAUUUUGUCUUCAGAUCUUUUUGUUCUCUUGGAUAUAAAUCAUCCAAUACAUCAUAUCACAGAGCAAAGUGAAAACUCCUCAGACAGUGAAGAAACUUUUACCGACUAUGAUUUUACAGUUUGUGGAAAAGAAAGUGCGCCAUCCCCAACAAUCUUACAUAAAAUAGAACACUGUCUGUCAAUUGAUAAUAUCUCUGACAAAGUGCUGGAGCAGAUGUUGCUUUGCCUGAAAGAAGAAUGGAUGGACAAAGUGAAAGUUGUUUUCAAGUUUGCGAGGUCAGGGCCAACAAGCAAGGAAGACAAGGAAAAACUACUUCAAGUAUUAGGCACUAAACCAGAAGAUGAAAUCGUGCUUAAGUUUUGGAUGACAGGCCUGAACCGUCAGUACCGCAACCAUCUUCUAACCUGCACAGGAAAUAGCCCCUCGUCCCCUCCCCCCUCGUGACAAAAAUAGAACAUGGGGAAUCUCGACGAAACGCAUGACACAGGCAGUGUAUAAAAUAUUUGUAUAUAAUGGUACCCGUUUAGAAAUAAUUUAAAUUAAUCAGUGAUUUUUGAAAUAAUGUUUUUUCGUGCUGUUGUGUUGUUUAUGUUGUUAUGUUUGUGUCCUUUUUGCAUAUCAAGUUUUGCUCCAUACAUUAGUGUCAAAGUUGGAGUUGAGAAAGGUCACCCCAUAUAUGGAACCAUAUAAUUCAAUAUUUGGAUUGCGGGUCUUUACCCUGAGGUCAAAGAUGGCGGACAAGCGUGUUCGUCGGCUGGCGAAACGGGUGAGAGACAUUUACUAGCUUGGCGAAGACGAAAAACAAGAAAAAACUACAAAAAAA
Messenger RNA from Actinia tenebrosa (Australian red waratah sea anemone), 2262 nucleotides. RefSeq names its product folliculin. Gene Ontology annotation, biological process: negative regulation of transcription by RNA polymerase II; positive regulation of TORC1 signaling; positive regulation of transforming growth factor beta receptor signaling pathway. Lineage: Eukaryota; Metazoa; Cnidaria; Anthozoa; Actiniaria; Actiniidae. The record is from RefSeq and is a predicted model, not a curated record. Gene Ontology annotation, molecular function: GTPase activator activity. Gene Ontology annotation, cellular component: cytosol.